CCCCUUUGAUUCGAUUGUGUGAGUGAAGAAGGGGGUUUGGUGCUCUCGAUACUUCCGAUGGAUGCUUUGAUUCUUGGGUCCUCUACUGGAGGACAUUCUUUGUUCAUCCCUGGAAGGAGUAGUUGGAGGAGAAAAGACUUGAAGCCUGAUAAUAUUCCAGGUUUUUCCAGACGAGUGCAAGUGUCGACAUGCUAUUCAUAUAAUAUCAUAGAAAACUUUUAUACCAAAAGGUUUCGGAAACAUAUUGUCAAGCACCAUGCUAGAGGAAUUCAGGAAACAUCUACAGCCUCCCAGAAAAGUAAUACAAAGUUUCUGGUGAAGGCCACUUCUGGUCACCCUCUUGAAUCUGAGCCUGGAGCUUACCCCGAUACCCCUUGGAAUUCUGUUAAAAAUGCAUUGGAUGCUUUUUACAGGUUUUCACGGCCUCACACAGUUAUAGGAACAGCACUCAGCAUUGUUUCUGUUUCUCUUCUUGCUGUUGAGAAGUUAUCGGAUAUUUCUUCCCCGUUUUAUACUGGGGUAUUGGAGGCUGUGGUUGCUGCCCUUAUGAUGAAUAUUUAUAUUGUUGGUCUAAAUCAGUUGUCCGACAUAGAGAUUGACAAGGUUAACAAGCCUUAUCUUCCAUUAGCAUCAGGGGAGUAUUCAACUUUGACUGGCAUCUUGAUUGUCACAUCAUUCUCCAUCAUGAGCUUUUGGCUUGGAUGGGUUGUUGGUUCAUGGCCAUUAUUUUGGGCUCUUUUUGUCAGUUUUGUGCUUGGGACUGCAUAUUCAGUCAAUUUGCCACUAUUGCGAUGGAAAAGGUUUGCAUUGGUUGCAGCAAUGUGCAUCCUAGCUGUUCGUGCUGUGAUUGUUCAACUUGCUUUUUAUCUGCACAUACAGAGUCAUGUAUUCAGCAGACCAGCUGUCUUUUCGAAGCCUCUAAUUUUUGCUACUGCAUUCAUGAGCUUCUUCUCCGUAGUUAUAGCGCUCUUUAAGGAUAUACCUGAUAUUGAAGGAGAUAAGAUAUUUGGAAUCAAAUCUUACACAGUACGUCUGGGUCAAGAGCGGGUGUUUUGGACCUGUAUUUCACUUCUUGAAAUGGCAUAUGGUGUUUCUAUUUUGGUUGGAGCAACAUCUUCCUACACCUGGAGCAAAGCCAUCACUGUUCUAGGUCAUUCCAUCUUGGCUGCAAUUUUAUGGAUCCGUGCCAAAUCGGUUGAUCUGAAGAGCAAAGCUGCAAUAACAUCAUGUUAUAUGUUCAUAUGGAAGCUAUUUUAUGCGGAGUACCUUCUGAUACCACUUAUAAGGUGAGUGGUGAAGCAUUUUAUAUAACCCUAAAGAUGGUUUCAUCCACAAGUAAGGAUCAAAAGAUGCCGUGGAGUUGAAGAUAUAAAAA
Messenger RNA from Hibiscus syriacus, 1375 nucleotides. Its product is annotated as homogentisate phytyltransferase 1, chloroplastic-like. The record is from RefSeq and is a predicted model, not a curated record. Bases 58 to 1290 code for a protein of 410 amino acids. Gene Ontology annotation, molecular function: prenyltransferase activity. Gene Ontology annotation, cellular component: membrane. The transcript is spliced from 13 exons. Lineage: Eukaryota; Viridiplantae; Streptophyta; Magnoliopsida; Malvales; Malvaceae.